UCUCAAUAUCUCACGCUUCAAUCUCUCAGUCUCACACUCUCACUCUCGCUUUUCCUUCACAAAACGCACCGUUUCACUUACCCAUGGAGACUUUCUUUUCCACGCCGAUUCUCGACCAGGAGUCGUCGGCCCUUCUGAAGACCAUUUCGGAGCACGGCGGCUACGCCUAUGUCAGCAUGGUGGCGCAGGCCGUGGCCGGAGACACACGCGCUGCGGAGGCGGCGCGUGAGAUGGCGUGGGAGCAGCUGCACUCCGGGCCGUGGCACUCCGUGCUGCCGGUGUGGCGGGACGCGUACUCGAUGGCGUGCCUGCACGUGGCCACGCAUCAUUGCCGGAGCGGGGAGUUCAAGGAGGCGCUUAGGGUUUUGGAUAUGGGAGUGAUCAUGGGAGGGCCGCUUCUGAGGAAGGAUUUGGACUCUGCUAUCGAAAAGGUGUCGUUUAGAGCUAGAGGAGAAGGUGAAAAUGAUGAGCGCUCUGGAGCGUCGUCGGAGAGUAGACGGAGAUUAGUCUCCGAGGAGGAGUUUGAUAAAGCUGAGCUGCUUCGAAUUUUGCCGAAUAAGUCUCUAUCUUGUAAGAUUGUGGUGAAGAGGUCAGCUCUAUCUCUGGAGGGAUUUCUGCGUGAAUACUUUCUCCCAGGUUCUCCAGUUAUAAUUACUGAUUGUAUGGCACAUUGGCCGGCCAGGACGAAGUGGAAUGAUAUUGAUUACUUGGAAAAAGUCGCUGGUGACCGCACAGUUCCAGUUGAGGUGGGGAAAAACUAUUUAUGCCCAGAGUGGAAGCAAGAGCUUAUCCCAUUUUCGCAGUUUCUUGAGAGGAUUCAAUCGACUGGCAAAUCUUCCAAUGUGCCUACAUACCUUGCUCAGCAUCCAUUAUUUGAUCAGAUUAAUGAAUUACGCAAAGACAUUUGUGUUCCUGAUUACUGUUUUGCUGCUGGAGGGGAGCUGAGGUCUCUUAAUGCUUGGUUCGGUCCAGCGGGGACAGUAACACCCCUGCAUCAUGAUCCACAUCACAAUAUACUUGCUCAGGUUGUUGGUAAAAAAUAUAUAAGGCUUUACCCUGCUUCACUAUCAGAGGAACUUUACCCAUACACGGAAACCAUGCUUUGGAAUUCCAGCCAGGUUGAUCUAGACCACAUAGAUGAAACACAAUUUCCAAAGGUGAACGGCCUAGAGUUUUUUGACUGCAUUCUAAACGAGGGCGAAAUGAUAUACAUCCCGCCAAAAUGGUGGCACUAUGUGCGCUCUCUUUCCAUAAGUUUGUCCGUUAGUUUUUGGUGGGGAAGCAACGCUGGAAGUUCAACCUCGUCCUGACACGGUAUUUUGUUUCUAUGUAUUCUACUUCGUCAUAGAUACAGAGUCAGGCUCAACGUCAUCUGAUAUAUUUGUUGUUACAGUAAUAGUGUUAUGUAUAGAGACGUUUUGUUGUUAGUUGAUAUAUAUAAUCAGCUGCAGAAUGUUUUCAGAAUAGAACUCUUUAACAGGAUUGAAUUUUGACAUUUUCCAGUAAUUUAUGAACAUUUAUAACAA
Pistacia vera is the source of this 1526-nucleotide messenger RNA. RefSeq names its product lysine-specific demethylase JMJ30. The transcript is spliced from 6 exons. Lineage: Eukaryota; Viridiplantae; Streptophyta; Magnoliopsida; Sapindales; Anacardiaceae. Gene Ontology annotation, molecular function: 2-oxoglutarate-dependent dioxygenase activity. Bases 84 to 1310 code for a protein of 408 amino acids. The record is from RefSeq and is a predicted model, not a curated record.